Molecule: messenger RNA, 1418 nt
Organism: Verticillium alfalfae VaMs.102
Lineage: Eukaryota; Fungi; Ascomycota; Sordariomycetes; Glomerellales; Plectosphaerellaceae
Exons: 1
Coding region: 170-1243 (357 amino acids)
Biological process (GO): protein phosphorylation
Molecular function (GO): ATP binding; protein kinase activity
Source: RefSeq, a predicted model, not a curated record
GCCCACGAAACCGAUUCCUCAGGCUUCCUUCCAUGAUGAGCCAACCACCGAAUGUCCCAAAACACCGAACCCGCCACGACUCUCUGCCGACCCAGUCUUAUCUCCUGACGACUCUGUGAGCUCACCUGCCAGCGAAUCCACCCUCAACCGCGAGCCGGCACCAGAAUUAAUGCUCGACCAACGCCCUGAAACAGGCCAUGGCGCUUGCGUAUCCGCCCCUGUGACAGAUCCCGGGGCCGACGAGGAUGCGCCUCGCUACGAAGUUACGGAGUUUACCUUUAGUGAUCACAAUACGGACUCUGAAUUUGUUGUCAUGUGCAAUGGCAGCCGGCUCGUCAUUCGCCUACUCGAGGACCACUUUUCAGACUCAUCUCAGUUGAAAGAACAAUACCUCUUUUUCCUCAAGGUGGCAGAGGAAGGCGAACUGGAUGGCCAGACAGUCGACGACUUUCAAGACUGGGUAAUAGAACCAUUCCUACCUGUGCUUCGGAGCCUGUCAGGACAAGACGCGGGUGCCUUUGUCGAACCAACCCUUCAUGAUUUCUUCUUCGCGGAGACGUUGGUCUACACUUUGGUGAUAGCGGCGGGUGAGCUAUCUCCAAGCCUAUGCGAGACGACCAAGGCCGACAAACAGCGGAUUGGACUUGGUAUCGCCCUGUCAGCUGAUCUGUGUUCAGCAUGGCAAUGUUUUCAGCCAUCAGAUCUUGCGAUCUGCGCCGAAAACCCCGACGAAGCGCUCGCUAGGCUGCCCAAGAAAGUCAAACAGGUUGGGGGCCUAACGUUAUUCUUCCUCAAGUUACUCAGACCCGGAGACCAGCACUCCGCGAAACGCGAGCUGACCACCUACCGAAAGAUUAGCGAGGCAGUGCUCGACCCGGAGACGCGAAUUUCGCGCCUUCAUGGUUUGGUGCGAGACGAAAGAGGUGUGGUUUUCGGGCUUCUGCUCACGUAUAUCAACUGCAGAGCCAGGACGUUAGCUUGCGCCGUGAAGCCACAUAUACCUAUCGCUUUGAGGCACAAAUGGAAGAACCAGGUCUGCUCGACCGUCGAAGUCUUGCACAAGGCUGGUGUCAUUUGGGGUGAUGUUAAGGCAGACAACGUCUUAAUCGACGAGUAUGAUGACGCAUGGGUCAUCGAUUUUGGUGGUGGGUAUACUGAGGGAUGGGUAAAGAAACAGUCUGCUGGGACCUUGACUGGCGAUGCAGAGGGCCUGGCCAACAUCCUGAAGUUCAUUGGCGAUUAGGAUCUUGUUCGUGAGAGAUUGGCGGCUAUCGGGUGUUGAAACAACAUGAACACGAGACCCUGGUCGUCAUCCCUAUUGCCACGGGCAGAUGUGACAACUCAGGAAGAACAGCGCUUGCUUAGCGAAUCAAACGACAUAGAAUGCCAACAGCAAUUCAAAUUAGAUAUGAAGCUUC